AUGGGUUACCAAUUUAUCGAGUGGGAUCAAGGAUGGGACUAUAUACAGAAGGGGAUCACAAAGCUAAAGAGGAUUGUACAAGGAUUACCAGAACCGCAGUUCAACUCAGAAGAAUAUAUGAGGCUUUACACAACUAUCUAUAACAUGUGUAGCCAAAAACAUCCCCAUAAUUAUUCUCGGCAGCUGUAUGACAAAUAUCGGGAGACAUUUGAGGAAUACAUUACUUCAACGGUGUUGCCCUCUGUAAUAGAGAAACAUGGUGAGUGUAUGCUGCAGGAGUUUGUCAAAUGUUGGGAAAAUCAUAAGAUUAUGAUUAGGUGGCUGUCACGAUUCUUUAGUUUUCUUGAUGACUACUACAUCGCUCAAAAUCACGCAUCACAUCCUGGGCUGAAUGAAGUUGGACUUAACUGCUUCCGUAAUAUGGUUUAUCAGAAGGUAAAUGCUAAUGUGAGAUUUGCUGUACUUGUUCUUAUUGGUAAAGAACGUGAAGGAGAACAAAUUGAUAGAGCACUGUUGAAGAAUGUGAUAGAUAUAUUUGUUGAAAUUGGAAUGGGACAUAUGGAUCCUUAUGAAAAGGACUUUGAAGGAUACAUGCUAAUUGACACUCGUGAUUACUAUUCUCAUAAAGCUUCAAGAUGGAUUUGGGAGGACACUUAUACGAAUUACAUGUUGAAGGCAGAGGAAUGCUUGAGAAGGGAGAGGGAUAGAGUUUCUCAUUACCUGCAUCCAAGCAGUGAGAAGAAGCUGGUAGAGAAUGUGAAACAUUGGUUGGUGGUGGUAAAUGUAACUCAACUGAUUGAAAAGAAGCAUUCUGAAUCUGGAUGUAGUGCUUGGCUUACAGUUGAUAAUGUGGAGGAGCUUUCUAGGAAAUUUAUUGCUAAUGUUAUUUUGGAACAAGAAGUUCCUGCUCAAGGUUCAACCUUGGUUCAACAGCCUCAAGAUGCCGCAAUGCAGGAAUGA
This is a messenger RNA of Prunus armeniaca (apricot), 960 nucleotides long. The record is from the annotation of a GenBank genome assembly. NCBI's taxonomy places the organism in Eukaryota, Viridiplantae, Streptophyta, Magnoliopsida, Rosales, Rosaceae.